AUGCAAAUUGACAGGGUCCCAGAAGCGCUCGUCGACAUUGACACGGCAGCCGAGGCCGUUGGCACCGACUUUUGGCCCGUCAACCAGCGGAUACACGACAACCCAGAGCUCGCCUGGCACGAAUUCCUCGCCCACGACGUCCUCACAGCCUUUAUGGAAACACAGCCCGGAUGGAACGUCAAGAGAUCCGUCUAUGGCCUAGAGACUGCGUGGAUUGCCGAGUUUGAUAGUGGUGCCCCUGGUCCCGUUGUGUCAUUCAAUGCUGAAUAUGACAGCCUGCCCGGAAUUGGGCACGCCUGUGGCCACAACCUGAUUGCAACGUCGUCGGUCGUCGGAGCCAGCGCCGCCGCGCGCGUCAUGGCGGCCCAGAAGCUUCCCGGCAAAAUUGUCCUCUACGGAACACCCGCCGAGGAGAACGGCGGCGGCAAGGUCAAACUUCUCGAAGCCGGCGCGUACAAAGACUACAAGGUCGACCUCAGCCUCAUCUCCCACCCCAACAUCCAGCCGUCGUCGGCGCGCAUGGGCACGACGGCCAUCUCCACCUUCAAGGUUGAGUAUUUCGGCGUCGCCGCUCACGCGGCCGCGAACCCGUGGCUUGGCAUCAACGCCCUUGAUGCCAUGGUCCAGGGCUACACCAACUUUUCCAUGCUCCGGCAGCAGACCGUCCCCGGCGAGAUCAUCCAGGGCUACAUCACCCACGGCGGCGACGCGACCAACAUUAUCCACAAGUACGCCGCCGGCGAGUUCACCGUGCGCGCCGACUCGGCCCCGCGCCUCGAGACGCUGCGCGCCCAAGUCAUCCGCUGCUUCCAGGCCGGCGCGCUUGCCACCGGCGCGCGGGUCGCCAUCACCGACCUCGCCGCCUACAAGAACCACAUCUCCAACGGGCCCAUGGCCGAUGCGUUUACCCGCUACUACAACGGCCUGGGCAAGGACCAUGUGAUCGCGACAGAUGCCGACAAGGAUGCGGCCAAUGGCAAGACCCAGGCCAGCACCGACCAGGGCGAUGUGUCCCACGCCAUCCCCUCCAUCAGUCCCAUGUACGCGAUCGAAGCUGGCCCGGGCGGCCAGGGCCCGCACAACCCGGGCUUUGCGAAGUCGGCCGGCACCAAGGCAUCGUAUGCCCGCGCCUUGCGUGUCGGCAAAGGUCUCGCUGGCGUAGCCAUUGAUGUGCUGCGUGACGAGCGGUUCCUGGCUGAGAUCAAACGCUCCUGGGAGCAGGAUAUGAAGAACAGCCGCAGCACGUAA
Cordyceps militaris CM01 is the source of this 1248-nucleotide messenger RNA. Its product is annotated as Peptidase M20D. The record is from RefSeq and is a predicted model, not a curated record. Gene Ontology annotation, molecular function: dipeptidase activity. The transcript has 3 exons. Lineage: Eukaryota; Fungi; Ascomycota; Sordariomycetes; Hypocreales; Cordycipitaceae. The coding region runs from base 1 to 1248 and encodes 415 amino acids.